GUGGAACACAAUUUAGCGUGGAUAUUACACUUACGGUCCCAACAUUUCCUGAUGCCUAUGACAUAUAUGCUGUAAUUGGGAAUCCACCCGAUGAAACUUUAGGUUGUGCAUAUACCAAUCUUUGGCCCGAUCCCCCCAAAUAG
Messenger RNA from Acaulospora morrowiae, 143 nucleotides. The record is from the annotation of a GenBank genome assembly. Lineage: Eukaryota; Fungi; Glomeromycota; Glomeromycetes; Diversisporales; Acaulosporaceae.